GGGGCGGGGCUCCGAGGAGGGCGAGCCGGACGCCUCGGGCGCGGAUGAUGGGGGCGACGGCAGUGACCACGACUUCGAGAUGGUGGAUUUGAACGAGAAAUUCGUCCUGGGCCACUUGCUUGUGGCCCCUUGUCGGUUCGGCACCCGCGGGGAGGCCGAGAAGGCGGCGCGGGCGAGCAGCCCCCAUCGCUGGAUGCAUCUGAUCCCCGGGGGCCGGCGGCUGCAGCGCCGGAGCCGCGACCUGGAGCAGCUGGAGUCGGAGGCCAAGGACGGGCGGGGCUCGCCCAUCGCUACGGAGGAGGCCCCCCGGCGCGGGGCCCGCGAUCACCACCCCCGGUGGCGGCGCAAGGGCUUACUGUGGGUGCCCGAGCGGGACUCGCCCAGCCACAGCUCGCCGGAGCCGGGCAGUGACUGCAGCCACAACAGCUCAGACCACGAGGACGGCUCCUCUGCAGACUUCAGCUACGGGGCGGACGACUACGACGCGGAGGGGAAUGAGGAGCAGAAGGGGCCCCCGGAGGGCUCAGAGACCAUGCCGUACAUCGACGAGUCGCCCACCAUGUCGCCCCAGCUCAGCGCCCGCGGCCAGGGCAGCGGGGACAGCAUCUCCCCCACCCCACCUGAGGGGCUGGCACCCGGGGUGGAAGCCGGGAAAGGCCUGGAGAUGAGGAAGCUGGUCCUCUCAGGGUUCCUGGCCAGCGAGGAGAUCUACAUCAACCAGCUGGAAGCCCUGCUGCUGCCCAUGAAGCCCCUGAAGGCCACAGCCACCACCUCGCAGCCCGUGCUCACCAUCCAGCAGAUCGAGACCAUCUUCUACAAGAUCCAGGACAUCUACGAGAUCCACAAGGAGUUCUACGACAACCUCUGCCCCAAGGUGCAGCAGUGGGACAGCCAGGUCACCAUGGGCCACCUCUUCCAGAAGCUGGCCAGCCAGCUUGGCGUGUACAAAGCGUUUGUGGAUAACUAUAAAGUCGCUCUGGAGACAGCGGAGAAGUGCAGCCAGUCCAACAACCAAUUCCAGAAGAUCUCCGAGGAACUCAAAGUGAAAGGUCCCAAGGACUCCAAGGACAGCCACACGUCCGUCACUAUGGAAGCUCUGCUCUACAAGCCCAUCGACCGCGUCACCAGGAGCACCCUGGUCCUGCACGACCUGCUGAAGCACACGCCCGUGGACCACCCAGACUACCCGCUACUUCAGGAUGCCCUCCGCAUCUCCCAGAACUUUCUGUCCAGCAUCAAUGAGGACAUUGACCCCCGCCGGACUGCUGUCACAACCCCCAAAGGGGAGACGCGGCAGCUGGUGAAGGAUGGCUUCCUGGUGGAGGUGUCCGAGGGCUCCCGGAAGCUGCGGCACGUCUUCCUCUUCACGGACGUCCUACUGUGCGCCAAGCUGAAGAAGACGUCCGCGGGGAAGCACCAGCAAUAUGACUGCAAAUGGUACAUCCCUCUGGCCGACCUCGUGUUUCCGUCCCCCGAGGAGUCUGAGGCCAGCCCCCAUGUGCACCCCUUCCCGGACCACGAGCUGGAGGACAUGAAAAUGAAGAUCUCCGCCCUCAAGAGUGAGAUCCAGAAGGAGAAAGCCAACAAGGGCCAGAGCCGGGCCAUCGAGCGCCUGAAGAAGAAGAUGUUCGAAAAUGAGUUCUUGCUGCUGCUCAAUUCCCCCACAAUCCCGUUUCGGAUCCACAAUCGGAAUGGAAAGAGCUACCUGUUCCUACUGUCCUCGGACUAUGAAAGGUCAGAGUGGAGAGAAGCAAUUCAGAAACUACAGAAGAAGGAUCUCCAGGCCUUUGUCCUGAGCUCAGUGGAACUCCAGGUGCUCACAGGAUCCUGUUUCAAACUUAGGACUGUACACAACAUUCCUGUCACCAGCAAUAAAGAUGACGACGAGUCUCCAGGGCUCUACGGCUUCCUUCAUGUCAUCGUCCACUCCGCCAAGGGGUUUAAGCAGUCAGCACACCUGUACUGUACCCUGGAGGUGGAUUCCUUUGGCUAUUUUGUCAGCAAAGCCAAGACCAGGGUAUUUCGGGACACGACAGAGCCCAAGUGGGAUGAGGAGUUUGAAAUUGAGCUGGAGGGCUCCCAGUCCCUGCGGAUCCUGUGCUACGAGAAAUGCUAUGACAAGACCAAGGUCAACAAAGACAACAACGAGAUCGUGGACAAGAUCAUGGGCAAAGGGCAGAUCCAGUUGGACCCACAAACCGUAGAAACCAAGAACUGGCACACAGAUGUGAUCGAGAUGAACGGGAUCAAAGUGGAAUUCUCCAUGAAAUUCACCAGCCGAGACAUGAGCCUGAAGAGGACGCCAUCCAAAAAGCAGACCGGCGUCUUCGGCGUGAAGAUCAGCGUGGUGACGAAGCGGGAGCGCUCCAAGGUGCCCUACAUCGUGCGGCAGUGUGUGGAGGAGGUGGAGAAGAGGGGCAUCGAGGAGGUCGGCAUCUACCGGAUAUCCGGGGUGGCCACCGACAUCCAGGCGCUGAAGGCCGUCUUUGAUGCCAAUAACAAGGACAUCCUCCUGAUGCUGAGUGACAUGGACAUCAACGCCAUCGCCGGCACCCUCAAGCUCUACUUCCGGGAGCUGCCCGAGCCCCUCCUCACAGACCGACUCUACCCCGCCUUCAUGGAGGGCAUCGCCCUGUCAGACCCUGCUGCCAAGGAAAACUGCAUGAUGCACCUGCUCCGCUCCCUGCCCGACCCCAACCUCAUCACCUUCCUCUUCCUGCUGGAACACUUGAAAAGGGUUGCUGAGAAGGAGCCCAUCAACAAAAUGUCCCUUCACAACCUGGCGACUGUGUUUGGCCCCACGUUACUGAGACCCUCGGAAGUGGAGAGCAAAGCACACCUCACGUCGGCUGCGGACAUCUGGUCCCAUGAUGUCAUGGCACAGGUCCAGGUCCUCCUCUACUACCUGCAGCACCCCCCCAUUUCCUUCGCAGAACUGAAGCGGAACACACUGUACUUCUCCACGGAUGUGUAGCCCCAGGUGGGAGCUGUGGGGGGUGGCCGAGCCAGCCUCUCUAGCCGGGGCACCGGCACAGACUUGAAAGACUACAAUAGAAAACUCCCAAACCCAGCACUCCAGACUCCAAGGGACGCAGGUCUCCAAGAACUGGAACAUGUGCAUCUUUUGUGCCACCUUGUACAAAGCCAGCUGACCCAGCCCCCCGCCUCGCCGCCACACCCCGGGCUCCUGCCCUCUGUACCUCUAGUGUGUCUAAUGCUCCAUGCCGUUUGGGGAUUGUUUUAUGUCUGUCUGUCAUGCAGAAAAGGUAGGGACUGACCCCGUAUGGGCACAGAGACGGCCUGCUUUGUUCUUUCAUUUCCUCCCACACUUUCUUUCCUCCCGAGUCCAGUCCAAGGGCUUUCAUUGGGCGCUCGGUGACUGCUGCCAGCUUGUCCGCGCUUGGCCCUGCUCCCAGACUGCAGUCUCCUGGCAGCCUUCCUCGGUGUUCUCCACACCCCCGCCCAGCCUGCCCGCGUGCAUGUGCAGCCGUGGUUUCCGCUCCAUCACCUUGAAAGUUCUGAGGCGGCCCGGGGGGCGGUGACCACGUGGCCUGGCGGUGCUGCCGCAUGCUGCCCCCGGCCCUCUCCUUGCCCUCCACCUGUGGAAGCACACCUGCUUUGCCUUGCUGCCUGUGCAAAUGUUGGACAAGGAGACAGACUCACACUAAUCCUCAGCUUAGCAGAGCUGGAGAGCGGAUUUCUGGAAUUUUCCACCCGAGGACCAUUUCUGGGAUUUGUCUGUUCUGUCUCCUGUCUACCGGUGAGGCAUCUUGACUGUUUCUUCUACUGCUUUUCAGUUCCUUUUCCCCUGGUGGUCUAUUUCCUUUGAGUGUAGACUCGUCAGUGACCUGCUAUGGAGAUGGCCAGAGGGUCAGGGGAGAAUCGGGAGGUGGGAGAGGCACAGCCCCGGAUGGACAUUCAGAGAGCGUGCAGCGCCGGUGUCCUGAGCGGGGAAGCGGCUGUCAGCAGCAGGAGUCACCGUGGCUUUUCUGGUGAAGCUAGGCCUCCCGGAGGGCAACUGAUGUGGCUGAAGCAGGCGCCCAGACAAAGGCAAGCUCCAUCCAGGAGACUAGCCCUUCCUGGCGCCCCAUGUACCUCGUGGUACCUUUGCCUUAGACUUUACAUUCUCCACAGCCAAGCACUGCCACGGGGUAGCCCACGGCCACAGGUGCUCCAGGGCCUGGAAAGGCAGGCAGUCCACGUAGGCAGCCGUCAUGGUGCUGCCUCCCAACCCCGACUCCUAGGUGCAGCCUUCCGGGUGAACGUGGGGAAACUCCAGAAGCCGGGGAAGGAUGAGUUGCAGGCGCCUGCCUCUCCUGGGGUUGGGUUGUGCUGGAGACCCUCAUUGUUGAUGCUCUAUCGAGUCAGGGAUCGGCAGGUCCCAUUCCCAGCUUUGAGACCCAUUGCUCAGUCCUGGAAAGGAGUGCGUGUACUUGUUUCUUCCCGUGGGAGCCUAUGGUGGUCAGCCUGGCAGGGCAGACGCUCCCAGGCCGCAGGGGCUCGAGUUGCAGCACAAGCUCCCCAGCUCUCCUCUGUGGCAGAGUCGAGUCCAGGCCUCAGGACUGGAGAGAACAGCUCCCAUAGCUGGAGCUCAGGGCUAAGUGUUAAAGAAGGGUUUGCUGGCCCUGAAGCUGUAUGCUUGCUCCGGGAGGAGGGCCCUUUCUCAUUUUGUUUACACCUAUUACUCAGUCUUGGGCAGAACGGUACACAUUCUGUGCACAAUGGAGGAAAGAGAUGCCCAAGAAGAGGGGAAUACCAUCUAGCUAGCUACCUGUUCGCAGCCUAGUUAGGAGCCCUGCUCCCUGGGACAGGAGAUGGGGAAAGAACUUGAGUCUAAAGAUCCCAGCGUCUGCCCGUCCCUGCUUGUUUCCAGAGCCAUUGAUGGUAAUGACUGGAGGCCCGGCUUGAGCUAGUUACAGCCAAAAAUGGGUGCCUCCCACCUCCCAAAACAAGCAAUGUUUACUUCUCAGCAUCAGGUAGCUACUUACUGCAGCCCCUAAGCGGGCUUAGGCAGUGUGUGAAUGGGAGGAAGGCUAGAAGGGCUGAGAAAUGCAAAAGGCUCAGAAUAUUUAUAAAUUCUACCCCGAGUGGGGAAGGGCAGGUACCAGACCUGGAUGACACUGCACCAAGGAAAUAGCCCACGGGUUCUCCUGAGACAGGAACUGUGCAGCCUAGAACCCCAGCCUGUGCCCAGCAGGGCAGGCUGUGCCCACAGGCUCAGCACACAGGCCCCAGGAAUCCUAGAAGGCCUGUCCUUGCUGGCAAUGACUAUGGGCUGCCGGUUUUUGCCGAUACAGGUAGGAUGGGACCCUUCAUUAAUAUUUGACUUUAAUAAGUGGGUAAGGAUAUAUUUUUUUGUCUAUGUUCUGUUUCAACUUCUGUAGAUUAUAAAUUGAUGUAAACCACGUGAGAGAAAAAUGUUAAUAAAAAAAAAUGCAAAGCCCCAACAUUUGCACACAACUCA
Eptesicus fuscus (big brown bat) is the source of this 5464-nucleotide messenger RNA. It is a transcript of the gene ABR, whose product is annotated as ABR activator of RhoGEF and GTPase. The transcript has 23 exons. NCBI's taxonomy places the organism in Eukaryota, Metazoa, Chordata, Mammalia, Chiroptera, Vespertilionidae. Gene Ontology annotation, biological process: positive regulation of GTPase activity; intracellular signal transduction. The coding region runs from base 80 to 2974 and encodes 964 amino acids. Gene Ontology annotation, cellular component: membrane. Gene Ontology annotation, molecular function: guanyl-nucleotide exchange factor activity; GTPase activator activity. The record is from RefSeq and is a predicted model, not a curated record.